Linderina pennispora is the source of this 3369-nucleotide messenger RNA. RefSeq lists its product as uncharacterized. Gene Ontology annotation, molecular function: protein binding. The transcript has 4 exons. The record is from RefSeq and is a predicted model, not a curated record. The coding region runs from base 184 to 3369 and encodes 1061 amino acids. NCBI's taxonomy places the organism in Eukaryota, Fungi, Kickxellomycota, Kickxellomycetes, Kickxellales, Kickxellaceae.
GUUUUUCGCUCACCUUGCAGAACAACCGCCUGAAUUAGCAUUCAAUACAGUUUCAAGAAGGAAACCAAAGUCUUUUCUUCUGUGGCAGACACCGACGCAACCUGAAGAUAACCCCCGAAAAGACACCCACCCACCUACUCUUCCCCCGCACCUUAGAACGUAGCAGCAGCAACAACAACAAAAAUGGCAACCAAGCUUAACUUUGGACCCGAGUGGAUGCGCAGUGCGCCCGCGUCGAACAAGCCGACAAACCACGGCAGCGCAGCCGGUGACAAGGCGCCCAAUAUUUCUGCCGGUGUCAACCAGCAGCAGCAGCCGUCGUCAUCGUCGCAGCCGGUUGUGGAGGACUUUGUUGUCGACCAGCGUGUGUUCAGCAGCGAGGCUUUAUCGCCAGUCAGCAUGACGGAGAUGACAGCCGAGGAACAGGAGAUCUUCGCUGGUCCCGUCAACAGCAACAUGCCCAAGCGAUACGGGCAGGGCCAGCAAGGCCAGCAGCAGGGUCAGCAGCAGGGUGGAAGACAGAUGUCGCCGUCCAAUUACGCCUCGCGCUCGAGCGGAUACCAUCGCCAGGGCAACGGUAGCAGCGGUGCAGUCGGUAGCAUCCGCGGGCGAACCCGUGGGUAUGGCAGGAAUGAGGACAGCAUUGAGACUGGCAACGCAGGCGGGCUUGCCGACGAUCCAGAUGGCGAGGACGACGGCAACCUGUGGGCUGCGCAGUCGAUUAAUCGAGAAAAUGUGGGGAUGUUUGGUGCUGACGGCGUUUUCCGAAUGGGUGGUGGAGGCGAUGAGGACGAGGCUUUGGAGGGCCCGUCGCGGCGCGAAAGCAUGUGGUCCUCCUCGCACCGCAACACCAGCACGUACUCGUCCCGAGCAGCCUCGCCAAACCCGGCCCUGCUGCGAACCGGCUCGGGUGCUGCUGCUGCUGGUGGCACGCUGCGGUCCUCAAUGGAUGACGGCGGGAUGUGGAGGGACCCAGCGAUCAAGUCGGCGUCGACCACGCCGAUGACGCUCCAGCAAAGGCGUCUGCUGGAGCGUGCGGAGGCCUCGCAGUGGUGGUACCGUGACCCACAGGGCAGUGUGCAGGGCCCAUUCACGGCCGCGCAGAUGCAGGAGUGGCACUCGGGCGGGUAUUUCCCGGCCAACCUGCAGGUAUGCCUCGAGGGUGGCUCAGGGUUCGAGACUCUAAGCAGCCUUGUGUCGAGGGUUGGCGGAAAUCCGAAGCUGUUUCUGUAUGCAGCACUGGCUGUCGAAACACAGCGGCAUCAGGCGAGUCCCAGUAGGAUUAGCUCGCCCGCUACACCUGGCGCGAUCUCGCGUACGGGCAGCACCACCAGGCUGUACUCGUCGGCAGCCGAUGAGCAGCCAAUGUCAAUCAACAAGGCCCUUAGCGGUGGCCAGAGUGACGUAAAGCCGUUGGCCACGCAGCAGGGGUUGUCCAGCAACCCUGUCUUUGCUGCGCCCGUCCCGGUCAGUGCGCCGGCCGUCGGUGCGCCUGCUCCGGUGGGUUCGCCUGCGGCUGACCCUCGUCAGGCGGGUGGGUCAUCUACAUUGGCCUCGCCGCAGGCCAACGCUGCGCUUGCCGAUGGAGUUGCGUCGCAGUCGGUACAGCUGGCAAUGCUGCUGAAGGAGCAGCAGGUGUUGGUGUCGGGCAUCGCCGAGUGCCAGCAGGUGGCGCUGCACCUACAGGAGGAGAUGCAGCAGGGAAUCAACCAGCUGAUGCAGACCCUGGCGCAGCAGAGCAGCCAGCUGCACAUGAGCGCUCAGACUACCAACGUGCCUGUACAGACCGAUGCGCUGAUUGUCUUGCAGCGCGAGGCUAUGGCCACUGACGCCCGGAUCCGCAGUGAAUACACGCAGUACAUCCAGGUGCAGGCAACUCAGAUUAUGCACCUUGAGGCAAAGCUAGACCCGGUGAUCCGCGAUAUGGUUCUGCGCGACGGCGCGGUUUUAGCCCUAGGCUUCAUUAAGCAGCAGCUGGAGCAGCUCAACACCCAGAUUGCCUCCGAAGGCCAGCAGCAGCAACAGCCUUCGGCACCUGUUUCUGCUCCCGAGCCAGAGACACCUGCUCGUACAGUCCCUGCCCCUACUACGGAGCCUGUUGUGGAGGAGGUCGCUGCUGUUCAGCCCGCUGCUGAGUCUGAGACCAAGGAGGAAGUUGAGAAGCAAGCUCCGGAUGUUUCUGCAGCAGUCGAUGCUAUUGGCGAGGAUCUGAAGGAGGCGUCUAUCGAAGAAAAGACUGAGAAGACUGAGAAGCCCAAGGAGAAGGCGAGCGCGGAGGCAGACAUGGAGACCGCCGAGGCUGAGCCUGCGACUGAGAACACGAAGGCCUCAAAGAAGGCGCCCAAGCAGGCUGCUGCCAAGACCAAGAAGGCCGCCGCUGUUCCCAGCGCAAUUCAGACCAGCAAGCCAACUGAGCCAAAGUCUCCGACUGCCUCAGUCCCAGCCACUCCGUCCACCCCGGUGAGCCCCGCCCCGUGGUCCAAGACGGCGUCGGCCAAAAAGCAGCCCAAGAAGUCGCUGCUGCAGAUCCAGCAGGAGGAAGAGGAGGCCAUGAAGAAGCGCCAGAAGGCCGAGAACCAGCAGCGGGCCAAGCUGAUGUCGACCCGCGGCUUUGGCUCCAGCUACGCCGAGCGCCUCAACAGCAGCGCCGGAUCCGCGUCUAGGCACGCGCUCGCUGGCCGAGAUCAUGGCCGAGCAGUCCAAGGAGUCGGAGGCUGUUGCUGCUGUCAACGCUGCAAAUGCUGCCGCUGCCAACGUGGCUGCUGUUGCCAGCGCCGUGCCAGCGCUGCCGCCGCCGAGGCCCGCAAUGCACCGAUCGUCACUCUGACCGGUGGUCCUGCCUGGGGCAAUGCCUCUGGAUCACCCACUACCUCAGCCCUCUCGCUCUCGGCUGCCGCCAGCCCGAUCGCCGCUAAGAGCCCUAUUGCUGCCAAGCCAGCCACUGCAGCCAAGGUGGUCGUCAGCAGCCUCGGUCCCGCUCUGCCGUCUAUGGACUUCCUCGAGUGGUGCCACUCGCGUCUGAGCGGUCUGCGGGGCAUCGACGCCAACAAGUUCAUUGAGAUGCUGCUGACGUUCCCGCUGCACGCGCCCGAAUCAACGCUCGAGAUUAUUGCUGAGCAGGUGUACGCGUACUCGACCACUCUUAACGGCCGUGCGUUUGCCGAGGACUUCUGCCGCCGCCGUCGCGCCGACCACACCGCUGUGAAGCACGGAAAGCUGAGCAGCGCGCCGGCCAACUGGGGCCAGAUCGUGGGCUUCAGCAGCGCUAGCCGCUCCAAGGGCCGUUAUAACGAGGACACGGUCCGCUCGGCGGGACCAGCUGCUGGCGGCGACGAGUUCUUCCAGGUUGUCAAGAAGGGCCGCCGCUGA